GCUCUCAAGCUUGCAUAUCCUGUGACUGAUCUAGUGACUCCAAGGCCUGGGGUCCUCUCCUCUCCAGGCCUAGGACACUGAGUUUCAACUUCUGUGGCCAUUCAUCCCCAGGCACAGAUGAGAGGGGACUCUGCAACCACCCUAGGUGUGGGUUUGAAAAAGCACCAAGCCGGGCCUCUGCUCUUGAUGGCUGUGGUGUUACAGAUCAUCCAAACGGGAAACAGCUCUCAGAGCGACCAAGACGGUGCCAGAGAAGUCCGCAAUAUCCUGCCUCCCAAGCUCCCGGGGAGGACACUGGACCGGACCGUGUGCAAUUCCAGUAAAGAGAAGGACAGCCAGGAGGGAUGGCGCUCAUGGGAUUCCCCUCCCCACGCCAGGACUUUUGGAGAGAGUGUGGUCCCUGGAUCCCGCUGCUGCCACAACGGAGGCACCUGUGUUCUGGGCAGUUUCUGCGUGUGCCCUGCGCACUUCACCGGCCGCUACUGCGAACACGACCAGAGGCGCAGAGACUGUGGCACCCUGGGGCAUGGAGCUUGGACUCUGCACAGCUGCCGCCUAUGCAGAUGCGUCUUCUCAGUCCUGUACUGCCUCCCACCUCAAACGUUGGGCCACUGUGACCUGAAAGGCUUCCUAUCUUCGGGCGCUGGUGGAGCAAGUACAAGGAGUGCUCUGAGGCUCCUCCUCCUGCUGCUCUGCCUCCUCCUGCAGGGUGUGGCUGGGGACCAUUGAGGCUCCUCCCGGGGCUGCAAGGAGUCACCCUUGAUUGCACAUGGCACAACAGCGUCCCUGCAGGAAAGCUGG
This is a messenger RNA of Acomys russatus (golden spiny mouse), 801 nucleotides long. Its product is annotated as cryptic protein-like. Gene Ontology annotation, biological process: anatomical structure development. The record is from RefSeq and is a predicted model, not a curated record. Gene Ontology annotation, molecular function: signaling receptor binding. Bases 118 to 729 code for a protein of 203 amino acids. The transcript has 6 exons. Gene Ontology annotation, cellular component: cell surface; extracellular region. Lineage: Eukaryota; Metazoa; Chordata; Mammalia; Rodentia; Muridae.